AUGUGUCUUUCACAAAGCCUCCUGAACGAGCUCGCGUCCGAUUCGGAUCCUCCCUCUCCCCAAGUGGAGAGCCAUCCUGUAAAUGAAGAUUCGAUUACAGAGGAACUCGAAAAUGGGAGCUCGAUCCCCAACCUUUCAUCAAGGGCAGAGAUAUCCGAGGCCGUUUCUUCAAGUAACGAUGCCAGGCCACCACAGAACAAGCUCACCUCACUUGCCCAUCUCCCAAGCGAGAUCAUCAUGAUGAUUGGCGGGUUCCUGCGGCCCAGGGACCUGCAGAAGUUUCUCCUAUGCUGCAUACGUUUCAGCCAGAUCCUGGGCCGCGACCUGAACAUGCUUGCCUGCAAGGACAAGAAACUCUCCACAAAGGCCCUCUUCUACGCCGCUGCCCACAGGAACUAUGACCUCGUCAAGAUCCUGCUCGAAAGGGGUACGGGAAUCACCGUGAUGGAAUACGCACGUGAGGUCACUGCUAUCCGCGGGGUUGGCAAGUGGAGAUAUGAAAUCAUCCACGAAACACCCGACGACUGCUACGAGGAGCUCUUCGACUUUGUGCUUUCCGAAGGCAAAAACUUGGUCCUCAUGUGGAACAAGAAGGCAUACACUGCACUCCACUGGGCCAUCAAGACGGAGGAUAAACUGCUGACCUCGCUACUGCUCACCAAGGGCGCUAGCACCCUCUUCAGGACCGACUACCGCGAAGGUACUGGCCCGCUGCAUAUCGCGGCCUGCAAAUACGGGUUUAACAUGACCUAUUUCCUGCUCUCCAAGGGGUUUCCAGUCGAUCAGCAUGAUGCGGAGAAUCACACGGCACUCCAGGCGGUUUUGAGACACCAGAAGGAUAACGUUUCUUGCAAGUCGAUAGUUAUGCUGCUGCUGGAAAAGGGGGCGUCGGUCACGGUUAGGAAUAAGUGGUUGAUGACCCCGCUCCACCACAUUGUGAGCUUUGAGAACUGGGCUUCUCUGAUUCCUGUUAUUGUGGCGUUGGGAGCGGACGUUAAUGCGAGAAAUCGUUGGGGAGCUACUCCGUUGCAUAUCGCGGCGAAGUUGGGGAACGUGCAGGUUGUCAAUGAGCUAUUAGUGGCGGGUGCGGAUGUCAACAUUGUCAACGACCAGGAGAGAACAGCGUGGGGGCUCGCUAUGGCCUACCGUAGGAGUGAUGUGGCCUGUAUCCUGAGCAUGAUCGGUGGCUCGGUGGAGGAUUAA
Morchella importuna is the source of this 1203-nucleotide messenger RNA. RefSeq lists its product as uncharacterized. The transcript has a single exon. The record is from RefSeq and is a predicted model, not a curated record. NCBI's taxonomy places the organism in Eukaryota, Fungi, Ascomycota, Pezizomycetes, Pezizales, Morchellaceae. Gene Ontology annotation, molecular function: protein binding. Bases 1 to 1203 code for a protein of 400 amino acids.